Saccostrea echinata is the source of this 837-nucleotide messenger RNA. RefSeq lists its product as uncharacterized. Gene Ontology annotation, molecular function: nucleic acid binding. Gene Ontology annotation, biological process: DNA integration. Bases 1 to 837 code for a protein of 278 amino acids. Lineage: Eukaryota; Metazoa; Mollusca; Bivalvia; Ostreida; Ostreidae. The transcript has a single exon. The record is from RefSeq and is a predicted model, not a curated record.
AUGAAAACCACAACAUCUUCCCAGACCAUAGAUGUAUUACGUACUGUUUUUGCACGUAAUGGCCUUCCAUCGCAAAUUGUAAGCGACAAUGGACCUCAAUUCACAUCAGAGGAGUUUGCCAAAAUUACCAGAGGAAAUGGUAUAAAACACAUAACCUCAGCACCAUGUCACCCCAGUACUAACGGUUUAGCAGAAAGAUUUGUACAGUCAUUCAAGAUGAGUCUCAAGUCGAGUAAAAAGAAAAGUGGUAGUGUGGUGAAGAAACUAAGCAAUUUUCUUAUGGCUUACCGUAAUGCUCCACAGUGUACAACAAAUGAAAGUCCAGCAAAAUUAUUCAUGGGCGGAAACUUACCAUCUCGUUUAGACCUCAUGAAACCAGAUGUUAGGAGGAAGGUAGAGCAGAAACAGUGUGAAGUGCGCGAAAGAAGAAAAAGUGUGUUGCGUAAAUUCGAACCAGGAGAUUCUGUUGCUGUUCGUGACUACCGAAAGAAUCAUUGUCAGUGGACUUCCGGAACUGUAACAGCUCAGACUGGACCUGUAUCAUAUUCUGUAGAAGUAACACCAGGAGUCACAUGGCGACGUCACGCUGAUCAGUUGCGUUCUUCAAAUGUGCCGAUUCAGGAAAACUUGCAUAUUCAACCUAGUAAUGCAGCUGUGAGUCAACAACCAGUGAAGCCAAACAUCGCGAAACAGAACUCAACCGCGUCCAAUACAGAGCCACAUCUUUUGCAUCCAUCCAAUGAUUACUCAGCUGUGCCAUCUACUCAAGCUGCUCCUGAACCAAGAUAUCCGAGUCGUGUCAGGAAACCGCCCAAACAUCUUGACGAUUAUGUUUAA